GCAAGAACAGCGGCAGCUGCCUCAGCAGGAGGCGGACGACGACGACGAAGCGGAGUCCUCCUGGGAGGAGCUGCCGCCGCCGCCCGCGCCCGCCAGCUCCAGCUCCAGCUCGAGCAGCACUGCCGGGACCUGGAGAGAGGGAGAGAUGCUGGGCGCCGCGGCCAGCGCGGGGGCCAAGCCAGCCAAGCCGUCCUUCGUUUCCUAUAUCAGCCCUGAGGAGGUAUAUGUAAGGGAACCCACAGAAAAGGAAGUAGAUCCUCACUUGUUGCCAGGUGAACUGCUGCUUUGUGAAGCAAACAUGGUUUUGAAGUAUAUAAAAGAUGAUGGAUCCAAUCGUGGUACUUACGGGAAACUUAUAUGCACCAACUUCAAGAUUUCAUUCCUUGGUGAAGAAUCUGCUUUGGAGGAUGAACCACAAUUCAAGAAUGCAAUUGUUGGGGAAAAUGACAUCACUCUUCAAUGUGUAGAUCAGCUUUAUGGAGUUUAUGAUGAGAAAAAGAAAUCUCUAUAUGGUCAACUGAGAAAAUACCCAGAGACAAUAAUAAUUUACUGCAAAGAUCUCAGAGUGUUUCACUUCUGUUUGAGAUACACCAAGGAGGAAGAAGUUAAAAGGAUCGUCAGUGGCAUUGUUCAUCAAACGCAGACUCCUAAGCUGUUUAAACGCUUGUUUCUAUUCUCUUAUGCAACAGCUGUACCAAAUGCUACAGAAAUAAAGACUCAAACAAUGAUGUUUGAUUCUAUUAAGGACUGGCGUCAAGAGUUGGAGCGUACCAAAGGAAACCUAAAAUUCAAAGCAAUGAGUGCCAAUGAAGGCUACAAAAUCUCUAAGAGAUUGCCAGCAUACUUUGUUGUUCCCAUGGCUGUCUCUGAAGAGUGCAUUUUGCAGUAUCAAGGAAGAGGAAUUCCUAUCUGGUGUUGGUCUUGUCAUAAUGGUGCUGCUCUUCUCAAGAUGUCUACUUUCCCCAAAGAACAAGAUGAUAAUGCUUCACAAAUGCAUAGACAUUUCUUGGAUGGAAUGUAUAAGACCAUUGAUAAGCCUCCUUAUGAAGCCAUGAAAAUUGAUGACCUUUCGAACAGUCUUCCAUCUCUGCAAGAGAUCCAAGUUGCAUAUAUUAAAUUUAAGCAGCUGUUUCUAAUAGAUAACAGUGGAGACUUCUGGGAUACUGAUGUAAAAUGGUUUUCAUUACUGGAGAGUACAAAUUGGCUGGAAAUCAUAAGGAGGUGUCUGAGAAAAGCAGUAGAGGUUAUUGAGUCACUAGAAGCACAGAAUACAAAUGUUCUCCUUAUAGAGGAAAAUGCUUCUGAUCUAUGUUGUGUGAUUACUUCUCUGGUUCAAGUUAUGAUGGAUUCAUACUGCAGAACAAAAUUGGGAUUUCAAAGCCUUAUUCAGAAAGAAUGGGUUAUGGGAGGACAUGCUUUCUUGGAGCGAUGUAACCAUUUGCGGCAAAGUGAUAAAGAGGAGGCACCAGUUUUUUUAUUCUUCUUGGAUUGUGUAUGGCAAUUGGUUCAACAAUAUCCAGCAGCAUUUGAGUUUACAGAGACUUAUCUAACUGUCCUGUCAGAUAGUCUUUACAUACCUAUAUUUAGCACCUUUUUCUUCAAUUCUCCACAUCAGAGAGAGAUGGCCAUGUAUGGGGGAAGCCUUGAUACACAAGGCAGCAAACUUAGUUUUCUUUCAGUUUGGGAUUGGUCUGUGCAGUUUGAACCUGAUGCGCAAGCUUUGCUUAGCAAUCCUCUUUAUGCGGAAAAGCCAAAACUAGAUAAAAAUCAAAGGAAAACAACACGAUUCAAGCAUCAGCGACAGCUUUCUUUGCCACUAACACAAAGCAAGCCUCCUCCAAAAAAAGGCUUUUUUAAAGAAGAAACUGAUCAGUUAAUUAAAAACCUUCUGGGCAAAAGGAUCAGCAGGCUGAUAACGUCUUCUGAUGAACUUCAGAAUAAUUCUAGAGAGUUCUAUGAUAGUUGGCACAAUAAACCUGCCGAUCUCCAUGGACUGCUUUUGCCACGCCUAGAAGGACCAGAAAUCAAAGUGUGGGCACAGAGGUAUUUACGAUGGAUCCCUGAAGCUCAACUUCCAGGUGGUGGCACAGUUGCUACUGCAACAAAAAUCUUAGAUAUGAUGGAGAAUGUGCGGAGCUUGCAAAAGAAAAUAGAUGAAAAGCAAAGUCAGAUUGUAUCUGAUGACAAUGCAGCAACAUCUCCCUUCCAGAGGAAUCCUGCUCGCUUAUCAUCCUUAUUUCCAUUUGCUAUGCAUCAAAGACAUUCCCUCAAACCAAUAUUACCUACCAGCACUUGGAAAGACUUGGAAGGUGAGGAAGACUUGGCCAGGAGAGAUGAUGAGUAUGUGGAUUUAAGUGUAGACUGUGACACUUCUCAAUUGUAGAAAUGAACGUACUGGCACACUUCUGUCGAAAUGCCUGCAUAAAAGUGGCUUCCUAGCAGUAGGCUUUUUCUUUUCACUCUGUUUUGACUAGAACUAACCAUGAAAGCCAUUAGCACAGGAAGGUCGCACCUGAACACUUAAUACAUUGUUCAGAUGAGUUUUUAAUCUUUUACCCCCAUGCCUUUGCUUAUAUAGCUGUCAUCUGUAGAGCCCUAUUGAAAAAUAAGGUAAACCAAUGCAUUAUGUCUGGAUUUUCCUCCUGAAGAAAUGGAGCAGUGGUUGCAGAUUGCCGUAGGGCCCUCAAUGACUGCUUUGGAGUUUCAGGAUAGAUUGGAUAAAAUGGGAGGUUGCACUGGGAGCUGCAGAUAGAAUUUAAACAUUGCCUUUGCCCCUUCCUCCACUUGAAGGCUCUAGAUCCAGCCUCAAAAAUAUAAGAUCAUGGAAAAAAAUUAAGAUAUUAGGGAUUUUCACAGAAAGUAUACAAGCAUGCUUGUUCAAGCAUAAAGGUUGAUGUUCUCAGAAAUAUCCAUCACUAUUUGAAAAUGGCCUAGACUUGGAUAUAAUUGUGUGUUAAAAUGUAUAGAAAAAGUUGCACUAUUUGUGAAACACAGCUUUCUAAGUCAGAUACAAUUUUUGAAGAGCCUCAAACCUGCCAUGUUCAUGUUCAUUUUUUUCUUUUUAAAAUCAAAAUGGAGAAAUAUAUAUGUAUCAGAUAUCCUACUUGUUAUCCAUCCUCUGCAAAAUGAUAAGUCAUAGUGGUAUCAUAGUGCAUUUGCCUGUGUUAAGUUCUUUGUAUUGAUAAUCAAAAGUCACAAUUUCUUCUCUGCCUCACCAAUCUGUUUCCAUUCUGUGUACUUUGCUGUCUUGGUGUGUGAAUUCCUGGUUACAUACUGUCAAAUACAAGAAGAGGCAGAAUUUAAAGAAGUUAAUAAGUUAAAGUAGUUCUUCCAUAUAGUAUAAGUUGCUCAUAUGGACCUUCUUCAUUAAUGCCAGUAAUUUGCACUGAGUUUUAAAUCCUGUUAGGAAGAGCAACUAAAGAGCUGUAUUCAGCUGUGAAACUGGAUUUGUUAUCUAGUACUUUUGUCUGUGUGUGUGCGUGUUUGUUUAUAAAAAUGGUGUUAAAGCUAACUAUGAAUGUAAAAAGUUUGAGCAUUGGAAUUGGGUUGCUGGAUAUUGACAUGACAGUACCUCAGCCAUAUAAAGCCAUAUGGAAAAUGCCUAUUAAAUUUUAUCAGCCUGUUCUAAACAGAUAGUUCAACUUUGAAAAUAAACUUUGAGAAAUCAAGAGGAUGAUGCAUGAACAUACAAACAGCCAGAAGUUGUGCUCAAAUUAGAACUAACAGGUCCUUCUUUCUGGAGGGAUGGAUGUUAACUGAAACAGUAUAUAAGUGAUGGUUGAAGUACCCCCCCUGCCCCAUGAGUCUGGGCAUAAUUAAGCAUUGCCUUAGAUUAGAUUCAUGUGUACAGCAAGCUAAGAUUAUUAUCCCAGCACAAUUUUUUAAAGGGUAACAAGUUGGUAUAGAUGAAUGCCAAAUAAAAACCUCUGAAGUCCAUGUUGCCUUAUGAAUCUUGUUGCUGUGAGCUCCUUGGGCUUUCAGUAUUUUUGAAACACAGUACUUGUAUAUGAGCCUUUUGAAAGCUAGCAUUGCACACUUUUUUCUCUGCAAAUGUCUUCAGCAUUUCUGUAAGUUUCUUGACAGUUCAGACAUUUUAUAGCUCCUUGAAUUAGGAUUUAAAUUCACUUAAACACUAAUGUUUCAUAGCCUUUUUUAAAACAUUGUUUAAGAAAACAGUUGUAAAUAUAUUGAUUAUGAAAAUGUAUUUAUAUUUAAGCUGUUAAGUAUUGUAUAUUUCUAGGAAACUCACAAAUGGAUAUAUGGAGGGAUUUUUAUGGUAAAUUAUGGAAUUGCUCCACUCUUACAAGAAUGGGCAUGGUAUUGAGAUGAUUAUCAGAAUGCAGCACUAUCUGAAUGGAAAUAUGUUAAUUUACUGUACUGAUUUUUUUCAGGUAUUCUAUUUAAGCCUCCAAGUUUUUACACUGAAUAACAAGCUAAGCUUUAAAAACACUUAAUGAAAAUCUUCCUGUUAACUCUUAAUAUACUAUUUGGGCAAAUGCAUUUGUUAAUAAAGUGUAAUUUUACUAUUUUUAACUUGGAAAAUCAUCUUUGAAUCAAAAUAGUUGAAAGUUUUGUGCUUCUUGCUUGUUCUUGUUGUUCAUAUUAUUUCACAAUAAUGAAACAGGAAUGCAUCUUCAGAGGGGACCUCUGAAGAUGCCAUUGGCUAAAUCAGGGGGGCUGUCCUUGAAGACUGUUCAGAAGCUGCAGCUUCUGCAAAAUACAGCAGCCAGACUAAUUACAAGGAUCAAAUGGUUUGACCAUAUGACACCAAUUCUGGCCUGCUUGCCCUGGCUGCCUGUAUGCUUCUGAGCCCAAUUCAAGGUGCUGGUUUUACGCUAUAUAGUCCUGUAUGCCUUGGGACCACAAAACCUGAUGGAACACCUUUCCCAACCGCCAUCUACCCAAACAUUGUGAUGGAACUUUGCAGCUUGGCUCUGACUCCCACCUCUGAAGGAGGUUUGAUUAGUGGCAAAAAGAAGGACCUUUUCUAGUGGUGGCCACCCUAUUAGGGAAUGAGCUAUCCAUUGAGGACUGCUUAAUGCCAGGUUAAGACUGUCCACUACCUCAGAGCACUUUAUUUACUGCAGCUUUGUUAGCUGCAUAAUCAGAUUCCAAGAUUUAUUUAAGUUAUCAUUUAAAUUUGGGUUUAAACUCUGUAUAGCAACCUUUUGUUUUAAUAAUGUGCUGUAUUUUGGAUUAUAUUUUUGAUGGAUUGUUGUAAAGUGCUCAGAGAGCUUCAGCUACUAGGCAGUAUAAAUAAAUGGCAACCUGGAAAUAUGACUAAUCUUAACUAUCCUGCAAUUCAGAAAGCCAAAUCAUAAGCCAUAAUUGGACAAAAUAAACAAAAACUAUUGAUAC
Messenger RNA from Varanus komodoensis (Komodo dragon), 5358 nucleotides. It is a transcript of the gene MTMR12, whose product is annotated as myotubularin related protein 12. Lineage: Eukaryota; Metazoa; Chordata; Lepidosauria; Squamata; Varanidae. The record is from RefSeq and is a predicted model, not a curated record. The coding region runs from base 146 to 2383 and encodes 745 amino acids. The transcript is spliced from 16 exons.